CAAAACGAACACAAAUAAGCGCCAAGACUAAUCACAACGAAACCCACACAAGAAAAUCUUGCAAAUGCUUUCAGUUUCACCUCCUCCGUCUCUUCCCCUCCUCCACCACCACAACCGCAGCCUCAUCCACCACGGAAACCACCGUCUUCUCUUCACAGUCCGUUCAUCUUCAUCCUCAAGCAUCCAAGAAGCUGUAGAGGAAAAAACAUCGAAUGAAAAGAACUUAUUGAGCUCCGAGCUCUACUCCACGACACCGUUUCCUUCAAUCAAAGCAGCAAAGAGAGUAAUUCUUGUGCGUCACGGGCAAAGCACGUGGAAUGAAGAAGGACGGAUCCAAGGCAGCUCUGAUUUCUCCGUUUUGACUAAGAAAGGCGAGGCUCAAGCCGAGACCUCUCGUCAAAUGCUCAUCGAUGAUUCCUUCGAUGUUUGCUUCUCCAGUCCUUUGAUUCGGUCGAAAAGAACGGCGGAGAUCAUAUGGGGAUCGCGAAAGGUGAACAUGAUUACGGAUUCUGAUCUGAGAGAAAUUGAUCUUUAUUCAUUUCAAGGGUUAUUGAAGCAUGAGGGGAAGGAGAAGUUCGGAGCAGCGUUUAGGCAAUGGCAAGUUGAUGCUUCGAAUUUUAAUAUUGAUGGCCAUUUUCCUGUGAGGGAGUUGUGGGGGCGGGCGAGGAAUUGCUGGAAUAAAAUUCUUGCACAUGAAAGUAGGUCUGUUCUUGUGGUUGCUCAUAACGCUGUUAAUCAGGCUCUUGUUGCUACAGCUAUUGGAUUAGGGACGGAGUAUUUUAGGAUUUUGCUUCAGAGUAAUUGUGGUGUGAGUGUGCUGGAUUUCGCCCCACGAGUUGAUGGGGGAGAUGGAUCUCCUUAUAUUUGUCUUAAUCGUUUAAAUCAGACACCCAAUUCACCUGUUGCUGCUGGAAGUUCUGCAGGCAGAAAAACCAGUAAGCGGAUCAUACUCGUUUCUCAUGGAACUACACAGGGUGGUACAGAGGCUACCUUUUCAAAUUCUGGGAAUCAGCCAAUGAGCAUGCUUGGAAUUAUACAGUCCCAGAAAACUUCAGAACUGCUUCUUGAUCUGAAUGUGAGCACCAUAGUCAGCAGUCCUAAGAAUGCUAGUGUUGAGAUGGCAACGACUAUCUCCAGAGUGCAAGAAGCUGCAGAUUGCUUGGGUGCUGACUGUGUGCCGCGGUGUGUAGAGAUGAAACAGAUCCAGGAACUUGAUGUCAGAGACAUCCUUCAACUAUCAAACAAGGAUGCAACUGAGGUUCCACCACUUCAGCCUGGAUUCUUAAAUAGAUUUGAGGAUGAAGCACUAUCAGCACUGUGGGAACAGUCUGGGAAAGCCUGGCAAUCUCUGUUAAAUGAAUUGUCUGAUGAAUCCAAGUCCGAAAAGAUUGUGGUUGCAGUUGGUGAUCCUGCCAUUCACAUUGCAUUAAUGGGGCACUGCCUAAAUCUGACCGAAGACUGGAUGGGAUUAUUCCAUCUCGACGCCGGGAGCAUUAGUGUCCUGGACUUUCCUGAUGGACCUACUGGUAGAGGGACUAUCCGGUGUAUAAAUUACACGGCUCAUCUGGGAAGAUGGUCAAUACCCAUUACUAGAUCAACAAUUGACGAUGAAGAGUUUUAAUUGUCAAAAUGUAUAGUUUUGGUAUUAACUUGAAAUGAUAAUUUCAUCCCGAAAAAAAUACCAAUCCUAAAGCAGGCCACAGCAAUGAUGUAUAGUAAAAAUCGUUCGCUGUAAUUUUGAAAUUCUAAGUGGUUGAUUCGAUGGUCAAGGAGUUCUACUUCCUUCGACUUUCUAAGUUCGAUCCUUGAAGUUAUAAUAAUUUAUUCUUUUUGAA
This is a messenger RNA of Populus trichocarpa (black cottonwood), 1835 nucleotides long. Its product is annotated as probable 2-carboxy-D-arabinitol-1-phosphatase. Lineage: Eukaryota; Viridiplantae; Streptophyta; Magnoliopsida; Malpighiales; Salicaceae. The transcript has 9 exons. The record is from RefSeq and is a predicted model, not a curated record. Gene Ontology annotation, molecular function: phosphatase activity. The coding region runs from base 65 to 1621 and encodes 518 amino acids.